Molecule: messenger RNA, 443 nt
Organism: Aspergillus piperis CBS 112811
Lineage: Eukaryota; Fungi; Ascomycota; Eurotiomycetes; Eurotiales; Aspergillaceae
Product: trypsin inhibitor-like cysteine-rich domain-containing protein
Exons: 3
Coding region: 54-290 (78 amino acids)
Source: RefSeq, a predicted model, not a curated record
AAACCGCGCAUCAUAAACAAGAAAGCACUUUGACAGGUGACCCCCACACAAUCAUGAAGACAUUUUCGAUCGUCUUCGCCCUCGGCCUUCUAGGCACCCCACUUCUAACUGCUGCCGCACCCAAUUGUGGAUCAAAUGAGGUGUUCCAUACCUGUGGCACAUCCUGUGUUGCAACAUGUUCUGAACCGAACCCUGCCUCCUGUACGCUUGCCUGCAUCCCGGGAUGUGAAUGCGAAGAGGGAUAUAUCCGGAACGAUGCCUACAAGUGUGUUCUUCCAACAGACUGUUGAGAUCUAUGGCUCUAAACUAGAGUACUAGCAUGGUUAGGCUACUACAGCCAGGUGUGUUUGAUAGAUUUUUUAAACAUAUCUUGCACUCUUUUGCAAACUCAAUGCAUGUUUUUCUAAAUCUAGUAUCGGAAUAAGACAUAAUUACACUCUGUA